This is a messenger RNA of Naumovozyma castellii, 1347 nucleotides long. It is a transcript of the gene MRS2, whose product is annotated as Mrs2p. Lineage: Eukaryota; Fungi; Ascomycota; Saccharomycetes; Saccharomycetales; Saccharomycetaceae. Bases 1 to 1347 code for a protein of 448 amino acids. The record is from RefSeq and is a predicted model, not a curated record. The transcript has a single exon.
AUGCUAAAAACUGAUAUGUUCCGAUAUCUUCGCCAAGGGAAUCAAUAUUUCAGGGCCUUGUCGAGAAUAACUAUACCGUUCAAGAGAUUCCAAAGUUCUAUUUCCUUGGACCCACUCCCGCAAGCACCAUUAAUUCAGAGACAAUUGCUGUCGUUAAAACCUAUCAAACCUAACGAUUCCUUCGUUUCAUGCACAGUGUUUAAUGGAAAGGGAGAUGUUAUUGCAGUCUCUCAAAAGUUUCAAAAAUGGGCAUUCCUAAGAGAUCAUAAACUAUACCCAAGAGAUCUUAGAAAAAUUGACACCACACAAGUGGAUAUUAUUCCUAGUAUUGUCGUGAAACCAAAUUGCAUUGUUGUUAACAUGUUACAUAUUAAAGCAUUGAUUGAGAAGAAUAAAAUUUUCGUGUUCGAUACCACCAACCCUUCUGCCGCUGUAAAAUUGGGGGUAUUAAUGUAUGAUUUGGAGUCUAAAUUAUCUGCAGCAACUGGUACCAUGGGUACCCAAUUUUAUGAACAUCGGGCUUUAGAAAGUAUGUUGAUCAAUGUGAUGAGCUCGUUGGAAGCAGAAUUCAAAUUGCAUUAUACUAUCUGUAGCCAGAUAUUAUCAGAAUUGGAGAAUGAAGUUAACCGAGAUAAAUUAAGAGAAUUAUUAAUUAAAUCUAAAAACUUAUCUUUAUUUUAUCAAAAAUCGUUACUUAUUAGAGAAGUCCUAGAUGAGUUAUUGGAAACUGACGAUGACCUUGCUGCGAUGUAUCUAACGGUAAAAAAGACCGAAAAGGAUGAUUUUGCUGAAUUAGAAAUGCUUUUGGAGACAUAUUAUACUCAAUGUGAUGAAUUCGUGCAGCAGGCUGCAUCCUUAAUACAAGAUAUUAAGUCUACCGAAGAAAUCGUGAACAUUAUAUUGGAUGCUAAUAGAAACUCUUUGAUGCUUUUAGAAUUGAAAAUAACUGUUUAUACUUUAGGAUUCACGGUAGCAACGUUAUUACCAGCAUUCUACGGGAUGAAUUUGAAAAACUUCAUCGAAGAUUCUUACUGGGGAUUUGGGUUUGUCGUUGUAUUCUCAGCAAUAGCUGCAUUCAUGGUAACUGGGGCUAAUUUUAGAGCAAUGAGAUCUGUCACGAAAUUAACCAUGUUACAUGACCAGCCUAAGAUGAUCCCACCACCAGCAAAGCAAAUGAUAGAUCCAACACUAAGAGAUAAUACCGCAAAAACUUCAAAGAUAUGGCAACGAUCUAAAAAAAGAUUAAAAUAUAUUUGGCUUGGUGAAAACGCUAACAGGACUGCCAUUUGGACAAAAGAAGACAGAGAUUUGGUGUGGAAGUGGCUGAUAGACGAUAAGAAGGACUAG